GGCCCCAUGGCGGAACUCCUACAUCUGUGAUCUGUGACUUUACGGUCGAACUACCUUCUGCAAUUCUUCGUCGCCAUCAUGCCGGGUCGCGGAGGAGCCGGGAACUGGCAAGCAGCGCAAGAAGCGCAGAAUACUCCCAAGGUGGUAGACGUCGAAGCCCAACAGUCCUCCGCCUCGAUCGAGACCCCCGUCGCCGGCCCCUCAGCACCUCGAGCGGAUCAACAGUACGCUUUCAGCGGUCGGGGAGGAAGUGGGAACUCAUACAACCCAAAAGAGCUCCAUCAGAAAGGUACAUUUCAGAAUACGGAUUUGUCCCAUGCUUCUGCGUCGGAUGCCGCGGCUGGUUGGUCUUCGAUGCUUUCGGGAGCUCAGGCCAAGGGCAGCGAUGUUGUGCGAGCGGCUGGGCGCGGAGGCUCAGGCAACAUGGUCUAUGGUGUGACAGAUGAUGAGAGGGCUGCGCUUAGAAAGAUGCAGGAAGAGCAAGAGGGGAAGAAGAUCGCGGCGGAUGUUGAGGCAAGUGUGAAUGCUACGCUUGCUGAGCCGCCGAAGGCGAGGUUGCCUGGCACGUUCCCGUGAAGCACCGGCUCGAGUAGAAACCAUGGGGCACAGAUUCCACUGUCGUCACGAAGGAGUUCUGGCAACGUCUCGCGACAGCACAGCGGCAUAUCGUGAGAAGGGGACGAAUUUAUGGCAAGAGCAACGGGUACACGAUCGAGAAUAGGUCGAUACCAGGACCGACGAACGCGCUCGACUUCCGUCUCCUCCCCUCCGCUCUCGACUUCUCCGGCCCUUGAACAGCUCAAUCGCAGAAAGCCUGCAAAGCCCAUCUAUAAUGGGAAAUGACUGCUCAGUCCUCGGCAGCGGCGAGCUUUCAAUGAGUCCUUGUAUGGAUGUCGCUACCUGUACAUCUGGCUUUGCUCUACAAAUAACGCCUCCAACGCCUUGCUUGCCAUGUCCGCUGUCCAGCACCGGUAUACGUGCUCGUCAAGUUCGUUGCGCCUGCGGCGAGUACCGCGGCAGCUCUUCGUAUAGUCCUAGUUGUGGCAUUGUCGCCUGACCAAUUGUCUUAUGGAUCAAGGUCGCAGUGGUAUCAAGUAGGCCUUGCAGAACCAUCGACCAUGGCUGCGAUGUCGCCCACGACUGGCCUUUGAUCAGAGGCGUGUAGCCUCCACUUGGAUUUCGGCGGACGACCAUAGCAUAUUCCUGACACGCGUCAGCUCUUGUCACUUGAACCAAUAAAGAGAGGGUCAAAACUUACCCAGGGAUUCUCAUCUUCUCCCUCGCGUGCUUUCGACGCGUAUACGAUCUCGUACGGAUUGCCUUCGAUGAGUGGGUUGGGACUUGAUGGGAAGAGCACAGCUGUGUUGGCUACGAUGGCAUCAGCAGAAUCUUCAAGACAUAAACAAAAGGACGGCAUAUACCAAAAAUCCGCUUCCUCAUCUCAUCGUCGCUGAGCUGGGCAACAGUAUGUUUCUUCGACUUGAGAGCCGAUCGCGGAACAGGCCACCCGCCAGGCUGCAUUGUGCUGAACAAACAGUGAAAGACAAAAGCUCACAGCAACAGAGAAACAACAGCGUAGUUAUAGAAAAUGCCACAAAUAGUCACAGUUGUCAGCUCUGCAGCAAGUCCCCCAAGUUUAUCUUUUUGCUAGGAUGUGGUCGGCGUUGGUACAUAAGUACCUGUCUCGUGGUCUUUCCAGACCCCCAUGAACCUGCCAAGCUACAUCGCCGAAUCUUUCAGUUUGCGCCGCAUCCCACACUUCAUUCUCGUGGGCACCGCGUUGGCCGCACGCCACAUGUGAUGCUAGGCUCGUAGGGUAUGGUCGUUUGGUCAUUAUCGG
This is a messenger RNA of Cercospora beticola, 1840 nucleotides long. NCBI's taxonomy places the organism in Eukaryota, Fungi, Ascomycota, Dothideomycetes, Mycosphaerellales, Mycosphaerellaceae. The record is from RefSeq and is a predicted model, not a curated record.